This is a messenger RNA of Mercenaria mercenaria, 1717 nucleotides long. RefSeq lists its product as uncharacterized. Lineage: Eukaryota; Metazoa; Mollusca; Bivalvia; Venerida; Veneridae. The annotation marks the transcript as partial. The transcript is spliced from 6 exons. The record is from RefSeq and is a predicted model, not a curated record.
UGGAUUUGGUGGAAAAACGAGAUGUUAUUUGAACUGCGCUUUAUAUUUACUUUUUUUGCAAAAUGUAUACUGUAACACACCUAGAGAUGUUGUUCAAGUAAAGAGAUGAUUUCUGACCAUUUAUCGUUACAUGUCUGUGAGCAAAGUAAUACGGAUUUUCGAUGAAUUAUCCUUCCUUUGCCGUCAUCGAAAUCGAAAGUUCAAACAUUUACAAAGAUGACAACGACAGGAGAAGAAAAUUAUCUGAGGUCAUCUCUCCUGCUGUUGAAGGGAGGUACGUUCACAGCAAGAAAGGUUGUUAUUCGAGAAGAACAAAAAGAAAUCCGAAAGUCUGGUCGAGAUCUUGACGAUCUAUUGAUGGAUAACAAGGGAAGGCUUGAACAUGAAUUCCGAAAUUAUAAACACAGGCAGAAACUGUUCCCCGCUGAUGGAAAGACUAAAUUUGAGGACUGGGAUAUUUCAUUAUUGACUGGUGUCUUGCAAGUUGUUUUUCGAUCUACACUGAGUGAAAAAGAAAGGAAAGCCGUAAGGUCUAUAAAACAUCAAAGAAAUGAUGUUUAUGCUCACAGAGCCACAGCAGACCUUUCAGCUGACAAUUAUUCAGAUGUCUGUGAUGAGUUGAAGGAAGCUUUGAGGAACUUAAUGUCAGAGUUUUCUGGAGAAAUUAAAACUGAAUGUGAAGACAUAAUCGAUUCAUGUCUUAAUGGCCCAAUUGAUAUAAAGUCACAUAUUGAACAUCUGAAACGUGUGUCUGAUACAGAUAACAUGUUUCGUACAAUCUUAGAAAAAAUAGAUAAAAAUGGAAAAGAAACAAUGGAAAAUAUCAAAGAAGUUGUUGGACAGCAGCAUGUAAGUUUAAAGAAGGAUAUUGCAGAAGAUAUAUCCAACAGUCAGGAUGUUAUUUGCAGAACUGUCAGAGAUACACAGUUGACUAAAGCAGACUUCACUACACUUGUAAGAGAUGCAGUUCAACAGGCAUUACAAGAGCAACGAAGUACAAGAAAAGUGAAAGUUGUUGAUUCAGAGCUUGAAGUAAGUGGAAAGGAUGUUGACAAACCAAAUAUUGACCUGGCAGAACAAAUGAUAAAAACAGUAACAAAUGAAGCAAUCAGGAGAACACAGACGUCGGAAGAACUUGUUGAUAUCCGGGAAGCCAUACAGGAAAUCCUAGAUGAGAUAGCAAGCAGGACAGGCGUCAAAGCUCGUGAAGCAGACAUAGGCUGUGUUGUGAUCAAAUUCAGUUAUGAGACAUACGAACAACUGCUAAAACUUCUUGUAUAUCUGGACAGUGAGGAUAUAAAACUUCGAUUAGCUAAAUUAGCGGCGUUACUGAGUCAUCACCUACAGACAAAAGAGGAACUGCAUUUGUCAACAAGUCUUUCCAUUAAAUGUUUGCAAAACAUUUUGGAUGAGCUAGAAAAAGAAUCUCGAAGCGAGUACAAGCGCACUAUACAAAUACCAAUCCAGUUUGAAUCUGUAGAGGGAAUGGCACACGUCUGGAACUAUUUUGAAAAUGGCGGGGCUACAAACAGUUUAAACAAACUGUCGGAAGCAUUAUCAGCGAAGCUUGGAACAAAGAUAACGCUGACAUCAUCACUAAAUGUGGAUCAGUUUAAAUCAGCUUUGGAUGAUUUUGGUUCAGAGUAUACAUCAACCAGAUUGACAGACCAGUUGCAAGUAGAUGAUACUACACAAUCAGUUGAUGAAGGCAGUCAAG